Molecule: messenger RNA, 717 nt
Organism: Paramecium tetraurelia
Lineage: Eukaryota; Ciliophora; Oligohymenophorea; Peniculida; Parameciidae
Exons: 5
Source: RefSeq, a predicted model, not a curated record
AUGUUAGUUGGUAAAAGAAAAUAUUUCGAAGAUGAGCCAAAUGAAUCAUUGAAUCCGACUUUCGCUUUAAGGAGGCGAAUAAAUCAAGAUCGAAAUAUAGAGACUUUGAGUUAAGCGCGAAGGAGAUUAACAUAAUAAAAUUUGGCAAUAAUUCAGGAGAAAUACCCUUAAAUUUAAUAGUCUGAGAUUACUAGGUUGUUGGAAGAUUUCGACAAUAACAUUGAGAUGGUAUUUGAGAUUCUAGGACAAAAAAUGGCGACCCCUCAAAAGAUUGACAUUGAUAAUGCAGAUUUUGACAACUAUAAAAUUUGUUUAAAAGAAGAAUUAUUGAAGAGACUUCAACAGUCGUAAAACAUCUAGACUGCUUAAUAAAAUAUUCAACUCUGCUUUGAAGCCUUUGAAUAGAAAUUGGGAGAAAAGUUUUAAUAAAAUACUUAAAAGUUACUUGAUGAAAAUAAAUUGCUGAAGCAAGCCUUCCUUAAACAAAACAAGCGGUUAGAGAAAGUGAGAGUGGAUGCAGAAAACAAAGAAAAAUAACAUUAAAAUUAUAUUAAAGAUCUUACAGAAGAAUGCAAACAAUAAAAAUUAAUUAACAAUAAUCUCACAAUAUUAUUAAUUCAAGCUUAACAAAAUGUUUCAAUUAAUAAUAAUAAUAUGGAUCAUGAUAUAUAUUGAGCAAUCAUCUGCACAUUUCGGAUUUUUUAUUUCCCUCUUAGU